Messenger RNA from Ictalurus furcatus (blue catfish), 3509 nucleotides. RefSeq names its product SEC13 homolog, nuclear pore and COPII coat complex component (gene sec13). Bases 116 to 1078 code for a protein of 320 amino acids. Lineage: Eukaryota; Metazoa; Chordata; Actinopteri; Siluriformes; Ictaluridae. The record is from RefSeq and is a predicted model, not a curated record. Gene Ontology annotation, molecular function: protein binding; structural molecule activity. The transcript is spliced from 9 exons. Gene Ontology annotation, biological process: protein import into nucleus; COPII-coated vesicle budding; positive regulation of TOR signaling. Gene Ontology annotation, cellular component: COPII vesicle coat; nuclear pore outer ring.
AGCGGAAAUCUCCUCGUCACUCGGCGGUCCCGUUGCCACGUCGAAAACACAAGCAGAGUUUAAUUGGAUGCCUUCAGCAGUGGCUGUUUUGUUAAACAAACCCUAAUAUCUAGACAUGGUGUCUGUCAUUAACACCGUGGAUACCUCCCAUGAGGAUAUGAUUCAUGAUGCUCAGAUGGACUACUACGGCACGAGACUGGCGACCUGCUCCUCCGAUCGAUCUGUGAAGAUCUUUGAUGUUAAGAAUGGUGGCCAGAUUCUUGUGGCAGACCUGAGGGGACAUGAAGGUCCAGUGUGGCAAGUGGCUUGGGCACAUCCCACCUACGGCAACAUCCUGGCCUCGUGCUCCUACGACAGAAAAGUGAUCAUCUGGAAAGAGGAAAACGGGACGUGGGAUAAGAUGUACAAGUACACGGGCCACAACUCCUCAGUGAACUCUAUUUGCUGGGGACCCUAUGACUUCGGUUUAAUUCUGGCCUGCGGAAGCUCUGACGGUGCCAUCUCGAUUCUGACCUACACUGGUGAUGGGCAGUGGGACAUCAAGAAGAUCAACAAUGCCCACACUAUUGGCUGCAAUGCAGUGAGCUGGGCUCCAGCUGUUGUUCCAGGCAGCCUCAUAGACCAGCCCACAGGACAGAAACCCAACUAUGUGAAGAGAUUUGUCUCUGGAGGUUGUGACAACUUGGUCAAGCUUUGGAAAGAGGAGGAUGGUCAGUGGAAGGAGGACCAGAAGCUGGAGGCCCACAGUGACUGGGUGAGAGAUGUAGGCUGGGCUCCGUCUAUCGGUCUACCUACCAGCACAAUUGCCAGCUGCUCUCAGGAUGGUCGCGUAUUCAUCUGGACAUGUGAUGAUCCCUCCGGAAACACCUGGACCGCUAAACUCCUGCACAAAUUCAACGAUGUAGUUUGGCACGUCAGCUGGUCCAUCACGGGCAACAUCCUGGCCGUGUCCGGAGGAGACAACAAGGUGACCCUGUGGAAGGAGUCUGUGGGCGGACAGUGGGCUUGCAUUAGCGAUGUGAAUAAAGGCCAAGGGGCCGUGACCUCCAUCACAGACGGCCAGCAGAACGAGCAGUGAGACGGAACCUAGUGUAGUUGGGUUCACACAGACGGACAAGCUCAUUAAGCCUCAGAGACUUUCUUAAACCAAUGACCUGUCAUUCCCCCAACAACCAGUAAAUCCAGAUGGCCAGAACAGUUUGAACUACAUUUCAGUCAAUUUCUGAAGUCCUUCAAAAGUUUUUCAAAGGUAAUAUGUUCACUACGAUUGAUUGCUCACAGCCAUGUUUGAGAUUCAGGAUUUUCUGAUGCGUCCUUUGAAAGUAGAUUUAAUAAGCGUUGUGAUUGAUGAUCUGAAGGUUCAAAAUCCAAAUCUUGUAUUUAAUAUCUUAAGUGGAAUGGCUAAUGAUAUUUUGUUUGAAAUUCACUCACAGUGCCACUGGAUUAAUAAAUAAACUUUUAUAUGUAAUUAUACACUUUAAUUUUGAUGAUUUUUUUAAAUGCUACAAUUUUUGUUCAGUGUAACCUCCAUUUUUUAAAAAUUGAAACGCACAAACUGCUGUAGCUGAAGGAUCUUGAAAAGUAAAAAGUGGUUUAAAUAACAGCCUAGUUAAUUUUUCUGAUGUUAUCUGCUCCUACACAGGCAGGGUUGCCUUUUUUGUACAAGUCACAGACCUAAUCACGUUCAGAGCUUAAAGACUGUUCGGAAAAUGCCGAUGUCCCCUUGAGCACCGGUCAUGUGUUUUGAACAACAGGUGAAAGCAUUUGUAACACCAAUCUCCAGCAUGCCAUGCUUUCACUCAGUGUUUUUAUUAUGGUGUUGAGUGAUGCAUUUCCCUAGAGCAGGAGUGUAUGUGGAAGUCCAGUGCAGGUUGGUGAAUUUUCUGCAUUAAAACACACAAUUCAACACAUCAGUUUUUGUGGUUGCGUCCUUCCUGACCGGCCUGCAGAGUGAGCAACGAGGAGGAACCUACAGAUUCAUUCCAGACAGACAAACUUGCAUCAGAAAUGCAAAUCAAUUUCAUUUGUAUAGCUCAUUUAACAAUAGAUAUUUUCACAAAGCUGUUUAACAGAAAUCAGAAUAUAGAUUUAGAUCCCUAAUGAGCAAGACAAUGGCACGGAAAAAUUCCCCGAGAUGACAUGGGGAAGAAACCUCGCAAGGAUCUUCACUAUGAGCAAAGCACAUGAGUACAUUCACGAUUACGGCAGCAGUUCGUCAGGACAAAUCUAAAGUAUAUCCAGGUGACAUUGCACUGAAGCAAGAGUGAGUCUUCAGCAUUAACUGUUUUUGGGAAGUCCAAGACUUUAGGUUAUUCAUGUGGGACCAUCCACAGCAGCAGAGUUUUCCAUCAUGCAAUGAACAAACAAUGAGAUGUAGCCCAGUAGGAAAAUCACCAAACUAUACUAGAUCCCUGCACAUCCAGCACAACAGUUUGCCUCCCCGGCAGUACAUCAGCUUGAACCCCCAGUGACCCUAGAGAGUGCUACAAGUUUAAAAACAAAUUCCCUGUAGCUUUUUGUGGUGUAUGUCCUGCAGCUACUCCCAAAUCUGCCCAAAUGGGACACAUGCCACCCUCAAAUGUUAUUGCAUUGCUCCUAGUCCUGAGAGAGUAUCUUUGCUAUGUUUGACAAAAAUGGAAGCUACACAAAUCUGCUCAUCAUCCAUCACCCAAACCAAACAACUUUCAACGCACAAGUCACAGAAGGUUGCUGAAGUCAUCUUAUAGAUACUCAGGAGAAAAUAAGCAGUUAAAUAUACCAAACAUUAAAUAUACCAAGAAAAAAACAUCACAAUUUCAGAUUUGCACAGUUUAGCUGUUUGUUGGAGUUGUUGAGCUUCAAAACUAACUAUUAGUCACCACACACUUAACAAUAUGUUGUGUGGGGGCACGGCGGCUUUUGACUUGCCCCUCCAGGGUUGGGAUUUGACUCUCGCCUCUGCCGUGUGUGCGUGGAGUUUGCAUGUUCUCUCUGUGCUUCGGGGGUUUCCUCUGGGUACUCCAGCUUCCUCCCCCAGUCCAAAGACAUGCAUUGUAGGCUGAUUGGCAUUUCCAAAUUGUCCAUAGUGUGCGAAUUGUGCCCUGCAAUGGGUCGACACUCCGUCCAGGGUGCCCCCCCCCGCCUUGUGCUCCGAGUCCCCUGGGAUAGGCUCCAGGCUCCACUGCGACUGUGUGUAUGAUAAGCAGUACGGAAAAUGGAUUGAUUGAUAAUUUGUCUGCUUUCCUGUGUUCAUUUAAUUGAAAUGGAAAUUAUUUGUGGCUAACUAGCUAGCUGAUAUCUAGAGUAAGAAGUGUUAGGUUAACACAUUAAGUUGCUAACUCGUUAUUACUAGCUAUGUCACUUCUCUGGUGAUCGAAAUGUCAAUCACCUACAGUUGGGGCAUCAUGAAAGGAAAGUUAUGCAGGUAUAUUUUAAGACAAAUCCAUCUUUUAAUUCCUUGUGUGUAUAGUUAUUGUUCAGUUGUUUUAAUGUAUUUAUUUUAUUGUCUAUUAAACUGUUUUGACCCCUGA